Messenger RNA from Quercus lobata, 2223 nucleotides. RefSeq names its product F-box protein At3g07870-like. Gene Ontology annotation, molecular function: protein binding. NCBI's taxonomy places the organism in Eukaryota, Viridiplantae, Streptophyta, Magnoliopsida, Fagales, Fagaceae. The record is from RefSeq and is a predicted model, not a curated record. The transcript has 2 exons. The coding region runs from base 65 to 1333 and encodes 422 amino acids.
UUCUCAUUACUUUUUCUUUAAACCAUAAACCCCUUUUCUUUCUUUCUCUUUGAAGGUAGUAGCAAUGUCUGACAACUUACCUGAAGUUUCGAAAUCCAUCACCGAAGAAGCAAUGUGGGACUCUCUUCCUCAUGAAAUCCUAACCCACGUUUUCCUACGCCUACCCAUCAAAUCCAUCAUCACUUGCACCUCUGUCUCCAAAACAUGGAAAUCCCUCAUCCGAAACCCCUCUUUCAUUUCCACUCAUCUUCACCACUCCUCCAACAACGACCUCCUCCUCUUCAGACUCUGCCCUAAGCCUCUCGCCAAAGCAGUCAAACAACGGGAACGAAUCGGAGACGAAAAAGAAGUCUACGCUUUACAUUGGGACGACAACACCAAUUUCCAUCAAUACACCACCUUUGACGACUUCCCUUUCCAUGGCCAAAGUGCUACUGGUGUAUUCCGCGUGGUUGGUACUUGUAAUGGCUUGAUUUGCCUAGCUGAUGAUUUAAACACUUAUGCUUAUAAUUUCAUUCUCUGGAACCCUUGUGUUAAAAAAUAUGUGCAACUUCCUACCCCCAAUUUCUCCUUCAUGACUACCGGUCCCUUCACCGCGGCUGUUGGGUUUGGGUUUGAUUCCAAAACCAAUGACUAUAAGGUCGUGAGGUUUGUUACUCCUGAGGAUGGCGACUUCGAAGAGGGUGAAUCUACACCCAAGGUUGAGGUCUACUCACUUGCCACUGGGAAAUGGAGAGUGGUUACUGCUCAAUGUCCCAAAUGUGCUGUUCGUGAUACAAUGUUGGUCUACCUACGCCUACAGGCUUUUGUCAAUGGGGCUUUGCAUUUGGUUUGUUACAAGACAACUCCAGAAAUCAGAUUUCUCCACUUUGUUUUGGUGUUUGAUUUGGAGGAUGAGGUCUUCCGCGAGAUACCACUGCCUAAGCAUUCCGAUAUGUUCUAUUGGAAGUGGGUAUCUAUUUUGGCAUAUGGGAAUUCCAUUGCCGUGAUCGAACCUGGGUAUUCUGUUGACACUCUCGAUAUAUGGGUGUUGAAAAACUAUGCAGAUGCGUCAUCAUGGACCAAAAUUAUAAGUUUGGAUGCUCAAGUGCCCCCACAGGACAUACCAAGGCCACCUUCAGGUUUUUACAGAGUGAAAAUACCUAGCCUAAAAGCUUUUAGAAAGAGUGGUGAGGCUAUAUUGGAAACAUAUAAAAAAUGGCUUGUCUCGCGGAACCUUGAGACCCAAGAGGUUAAAGAUCUUGGGAUUACUGGAUCUAAGUAUAGUUUUGUUGAUCCUUACAUUGAGAAUCUAGUUUUGCUAGACAAACCCGACCUUGCAGUUACUUACUAAGGGAAAGAAAGAGGACCAACAAGAGGCAAGGACUUUGUGCAAUCAUGGAUGUUGAUGAGAUGUACAUAACAGACUUCAACUCAGAGAAAGAAAAGAGUCAACAAAGUCUUUUGAUGGUGUGUGGUUAUUUAGCGUUGGCAUUAGUUUAUUAUGUCAAAAUAGAUUGUAGUUAGAACUUUAAAGGAGUUUAUUUUUUUAAACUAACUUGGGCUACACCACUCUUAUGUUAGUAUUUCUGGAUGAUUUGAAGUUUGGUUUCUGUGCAUUUACAAAAAUGAUUAAGCACUAUAUUGUAUGCCAUGCGCAUUAUGUGUGUGUGUUAAAUUUCUCCUUGCUUUACAUCUAUCCAAUGGGUGUAAAGGUAUCUAUGGAAAAAUUCUAUAAAUCUGUCUUUUAAUCUUAGGAUGUGUACAUUUAUGAUGAUAGGAAGGAGUGAUGCAUAUUGCCACUGAGUUUGUCUAGUUUUGUAUGUUGUGCAGUCAAUACACAAUCAAGUAAAUAAUGCGUACUGCCUUGUUAGUUGUAAACCAUCUGAUGCCUACUACAGGCUGUGUUUGUGUCUGAUAUUGUUUGUUUUGCUACUGCGGGGUCCAAUGUAGUGAGUUGCCUGUGCUACUAUACUUGCUUGCUGCUGUUGUGUUAAUUGGCCUGUUGCCUGUUAUGCUUGCUUCAUCUGUGUGUUGGUCAACUGCCUGUAGUGCAGUCUGCUGCCUCUGCGGUUCUAUGUAUUGUUGUAUUCUAUCUUAUUUGCUAUUUAGCAGUGUUAGCAGAUCCUGAGAUUUGAGUACUAGGAUAGGUAAUUGCAUGUAAUCUGUUUGGCUGAUGCAUAUCAAGAGUGCAUGUCAUCAGUUAGUUAUUGGUCCAUCUUCAUAACUAGCCAAAUUAGAUGU